This is a messenger RNA of Cucurbita pepo subsp. pepo (vegetable marrow), 2286 nucleotides long. Its product is annotated as light-mediated development protein DET1. Gene Ontology annotation, biological process: positive regulation of proteasomal ubiquitin-dependent protein catabolic process; protein ubiquitination. Gene Ontology annotation, molecular function: ubiquitin protein ligase binding; ubiquitin-like ligase-substrate adaptor activity. The record is from RefSeq and is a predicted model, not a curated record. Gene Ontology annotation, cellular component: cullin-RING ubiquitin ligase complex; nucleus. NCBI's taxonomy places the organism in Eukaryota, Viridiplantae, Streptophyta, Magnoliopsida, Cucurbitales, Cucurbitaceae.
CUUCCCUUUGUUCAACUGAUUCCAUCGCCAAACCUCUCUUUCAGUAACCUAAACCCUCGCCCAGUUCUCUCUCCGUUCGAUUACUCGUCUUCGUUCGUGAAAAUCCGCAAGAGUUUCUCUGCAAUCUUAGCCACUCUAAUAAAGUAUUUCUCUCUCCGUUCGAUUACUCGAGUUCGUUCAUGAAAAUCUGCAUGAGUUUCUCUUCAAUCUGAGCCAUUUCAAUAAAGUAAUGUAUAGAAGCAACAAUGUUGCUGCUAGGAUCUUCGAUCGCCAAAUCGUCACUCCUCCUCCUGGAACCAGCUUUCAUUGUGUUAGGCGAUUCUAUGAGAAUAUAGUUCCGAAUCAUACGGUAUACGACGUUGAGUGUCCGGACCAUUCCUUUCGCAAGUUUACCGUUGACGGUGAAUACCUAAUUACGUUCAGCAGGAAUCAUCGCGAUUUGAAUGUUUACCGCCCGAAAUGGCUCUCGUUUUCUUACAAAGGAGAUGAAAUUGAUACGUUUCUGGACUUUCCUUCCAAUGCUCAGAAGUUUGAGAGCUUUUUCAACCUGAUUUAUUCCGUCUCCCUUGCGUCCUGCAAUGAGCUUAUCUGUAAGGACUUCUUUAUUUACAUGGAGAGUAACCGAUUUGGGCUUUUUGCUACCUCCACUGCUCAAAUCCAAGAUGCUCCGGCCGUCGGUGGUGCUGUUCCGGGAAUUCCUUCUAUAGAGAAGAUUACGUUUCAUCUCCUGAGACUAGAGGAUGGAGAAAUUCUUGACGCGAAGGUGUUCGUCAACGAUUUUGUGAAUUUGGCUCACAAUACGGGCGUCUUUCUCUACGAUGAUCUAUUGGCGAUUGUAUCGGUACGCUACCAGAUUAUACAUAUUCUUCAAAUUAGAGAUUCCGGCCACCUUGUUGAUGUACGAGCUCUAGGCGCUUUUUGUCGUGAAGACGAUGAACUUUUUCUCCAUUCUAGCACUCAGUAUGUGGGGGUAGCUGAAAGAAGCAGAUUGCAUGCGGGUGAUGUUGAGAAUGGCUACCAUCAUAGCCCGUCCAAUGACAACUCUUUUCUGAGUGGCCUCAAACAGCGGUUGCUAUCAUUUAUUUUCCGCCGAAUAGGGAACGAAGAAACAGAUCAUCGCUUGAGAGUUCAGUGUUUGACGAAGAAUUUCUACUUUCAUUUUCAAGACUACAUCGACUUGAUUAUUUGGAAGGUACAAUUCUUGGACCGUCAACACUUACUGCUCAAGCUUGGUAGCGUAGAUGGAUGGGUUUCACGAAUGGCCGAUCACCACCGGGCAUUUUUUGCUGUGUAUGACAUGGAGACCACUGAAAUUGUUGCUUUUUUUCAGAAUUCAACAGACGACAUUUACGUUCUUUUCGAGCGUUUUUGUAAUCACUUCCAUGCAGCAUCAAGAAAUUCAUUGUGCUUGAAUUUCAUAUCAUCACACUCCAAUAACAUUCAUGCUCAAGAACAACUGAGAAGCUUGAAAAAUAAAGCAGUCAGCUAUUCACAGUUUGUGAAGAAGAUGCUGUUAUCUUUACCGUUCAAUUGCCAAUCACAAAGCCCAUCUCCCUACUUUGACCUAUCUCUUUUUCGGUACGAUGAAAAGUUGAUUUCUGCCACGGAUCGGCACAGACAAUCAACAGAUCAUCCUAUAAAGUUUAUUUUAAGGCGAUCACCUUAUUCCCUCAAAUUCAAAAUUAAAUCAGGUCCAGAAGGAGGGAUAACAGAUGGACGAACAAAAGGGGUAUCAUCUUUUCUUUUUCAUCCUUUUUUACCACUCGUUCUCUCCAUCCAACAGACCACCUACUUGCUUCCUUCUGUGGUCAAUAUUCACUUCCGGAUAUAAAAAUAUAAAGAAGAAAAAAAAAAUUGCAUUUUUCAACACCAAAUUGUACACAAAAAAUAAAUUAAAAAGAAAACUAUGUACAUUGUAUAACCCUCUACAUGCACCUACUUUUGUAAGUCAUUUGUAUGAUGUGAAAAUUCCCUCUCUUUUCUUACUAAGGAUUUUAUUAACAUGUAAUCUGGUGGUUGUAGUAAUUGUUAGGGAUUAUAACUAUAUUUGGUUUUAACUAUUGGGUUACAUUUAUUAUUAGAUAGUCUACUAAUAAAAUUAGCACUACUGCGGCAAACAAAAUAAAUAUUAUAAUUUGGUUAAAUAGAAACUUUAGUCUCUAAACUAUCCUUGUCGUGCCUCUUAAUUUUAUAGGUAUACUAGCAAACACACUUAAAUACAAAAAAUGCAAGCAUAUAUAUAUAUACUAUUAAAAGUUCAAACUUAUAAUUUGAUUUGAGAAUUAU